Molecule: messenger RNA, 1470 nt
Organism: Thamnophis sirtalis
Lineage: Eukaryota; Metazoa; Chordata; Lepidosauria; Squamata; Natricidae
Gene: PDF
Product: peptide deformylase, mitochondrial
Biological process (GO): N-terminal protein amino acid modification; peptidyl-methionine modification
Cellular component (GO): mitochondrion
Molecular function (GO): peptide deformylase activity
Source: RefSeq, a predicted model, not a curated record
CGUUCCUGCCGUUGGGGGCGCUCUUCUGCCCUCCGAGCGGGCUGAUGGCGGCGCGGAGCUGGAGUGGCGGCUUGCGGGCUGUUCUCCGCGCCGGGCCGGUGCCUGGGCGGCCGCGCGGCCUCGCCUCCUCGGGGUGGCCCUGGGGAGAGCCCGGCGCCUGGCUGCGGCGGAAGCUGCUGGGCCCGAGCCAGCCGCCCUUCCAGCGCGUCUGCCUGGUGGGCGACCCGGUGCUGCGCGGCGUGGCGGCGCCGGUGGAGCCGGAGCGGGUGGGCAGCGCGGAGGUGCAGCGGCUGAUCGCGCGGCUGGUGGCGGUGAUGCGGAAGGAGGACUGCGUGGGGCUGAGCGCGCCCCAGCUGGGCGUCCCGCUGCAGGUCUUCGUGGCCGAGUUCCGGGGGCCGCCGCUGCGGCAGGAGCUGCCGGAGGGGCUGCGCGCCCUGGAGGUCGCCCCCUUCCCGCUGCGCGUCUUCCUCAACCCGACCAUGAGGGUGCUGGACAGCCGGGCCAGCUUCUUCACGGAGGGUUGCGCCAGCCUGCCCGGCUUCUCGGCCGUGGUCGCCCGGCACAUGGCCGUGGAGGUCUCAGGACUAAACGAGGCUGGAGAGGAGACCACGUGGCAAGCCAGGGGCUUCGCAGCCCGCGUCGUUCAGCACGAGAUGGACCACAUCAAAGGGAUCCUCUACGUGGACAAGAUGGAGAGCGGGACGUUCAGCUGCUUGCAUUGGGCCAAGGUCAACCGAUGAGCACCUCCCUUCCUUCAAGCCGGGGAGGGAGCUAAAAGCAGCAGCCCAGCCUCUCUCUGCUCCCUCGCAGGACCUGAACUUGCUGUGAAUGUUACCCGUUAUUUAUGUGAAAACUCGGCUAAAGAACAGAAUGUUGUAAGGCUUCAUUUCCAGCAUUUUAUUCUUCCACAAGCUCUCUCUCUCUCCAUACAACCCAUCACUUUAAAACCCAUCACUACAGGUUGUGGGAAAGUGGCCCUUCAGCCCCCUUAAGCACAAGGCAGCUUCUCUUAACACCACCGGUGGAGGACUUGCCUCUCCCUCUGGCACAAAUUCUCCCAGUAAAAGCAAUGGGCCUGGAUGUGUGCGUGCGCACCUAUCAUUCUGCCUCUGCCUGUUCAGCUCUGCUCAUAGAAGGCAACUCUACUUGGCCAAAGGUUGCAGAGCAGCUUCCUUGGGACUAGUCCGGGGUCUCCCGCAGGGAACGCCGCCUGUGUCCUGUCAAUGGGAGCCAAGUCACCAUUCCUCUCCUUUGCAAAGGAAUCUGGCAGGCAGGUGGAACUGCAGGGCUGCAAAGGAGGCCUGCAGUCUGAAGCUACAUCAAGCAUGGGCCCCGAAGCAAAGCAACAGCUGAGGACCUUCACCAAAGGCUGGAAGGGAAGUCGCUGUGGGAGCCAAAGGAGUUCGGACUGGACAGAAACUGAACAUCGGCAAAAAACAUACCAGAACCCAAUAAAAUGGCAUCACAGAG